AUGGAACUAUCAGAAGACAAAGAGUGGAGAGUCCGCAAAGCAAUCAUUCAGUAUAACAUUCCACUUCUAGCCACUCAACUUGGAGUCUCAUUCUUUGAUGACCAACUGGCCGCGCUGUGCAUGGCAUGGUUGAACGAUGCAGUCUCCAGUAUUGGGGAGAGUGCGACGAUCAACCUCAGGAAAUUGACCGAAGUCUUUGGGGUCAAAUGGGCUAAAGCUAUGAACUUACCUUAG
Molecule: messenger RNA, 234 nt
Organism: Puccinia triticina
Lineage: Eukaryota; Fungi; Basidiomycota; Pucciniomycetes; Pucciniales; Pucciniaceae
Exons: 1
Coding region: 1-234 (77 amino acids)
Biological process (GO): protein dephosphorylation
Cellular component (GO): cytoplasm; protein phosphatase type 2A complex
Molecular function (GO): protein phosphatase regulator activity
Source: RefSeq, a predicted model, not a curated record